AUGAAUCUUUUCGAGAAAUUGGUCGAGGAUGAUGGUGCUGCGAAAAGCAAUAGCCAACUGGCUGCUAUGACUGGUGCAGACCCUGUGUUGCUGAGCCGCAUAUUGAAGCAUUUGGCGGCCGCGAGAGUCAUUGAAGAAGUUGAUGCGGAUACAUUCGCACCGACUGGGCUUUCAAAUGCGCUGAUUGAACCGAAAUAUCGAGAUGCUUUUCCUACUGUCAACGACGCCGCCGGGCCUCCACUACGGCAAUUGCACAGAUACCUCGCCUCGACCGGCUUUAAGAAUCCGACAAAUCCUACAGAUGGGCCAUUUCAAUAUGGCCACAACACAACUCUCCACACCUUUGAAUGGAUGAAAGAACAUCCGUUAAUUUACCAACAAUUCGGCAAUUUCAUGGCAGGUUACACACAAGGCCGGCCAAGCUGGCUGGAUUUCUUUCCAGCAGAGGAUCGAAUAGUCAAAGGCUUAAGUGAAAAGGAGGAGGCGGUACUGCUCGUUGACGUAGGCGGAGGGAUGGGCCAGGAUCUUGAGGAGUUUCGGAGAAGGAUGCCGAGUGUGAAGGCAGAGUUGGUACUGCAAGAUCAGGAAGAGUUUGUCGAGAGAGCAAAGGCAGGUCUAGCUGAGAAGGGCAUUAGAGCUAUGGCGUAUGAUUUCUUCACGCCCCAGCCUAUCAAAGGAGCACGAGCAUACUACCUCCACUCCGUCCUCCAUAACUGGCCGGACUCCAAAUGCAAAGACAUUCUCUCCAACCUCAAACCCGCCCUCGCCAAAGGUUACAGCAAGCUUCUGAUCAACGAGGUCGUGAUCCCCAACAAAGGCGCGCCGGCUGUGAGUACGGGCCUGGAUCUGCUGCUGAUGGCCGUUUCCUCUUCGGGACACCGCACGGAGAAGAAUUGGCAGGAGCUGCUGGAUUGGGCGGGGUUCCGGCUGGUGAAGGUUUGGGCGUUUGAGGCGGGGAUGGAGGGUUUGAUUGAAGCCGAAGUUGCUUGA
This is a messenger RNA of Letharia columbiana, 990 nucleotides long. RefSeq lists its product as uncharacterized. The transcript has 5 exons. Bases 1 to 990 code for a protein of 329 amino acids. Gene Ontology annotation, molecular function: O-methyltransferase activity. The record is from RefSeq and is a predicted model, not a curated record. NCBI's taxonomy places the organism in Eukaryota, Fungi, Ascomycota, Lecanoromycetes, Lecanorales, Parmeliaceae.